This is a messenger RNA of Verruconis gallopava, 1959 nucleotides long. RefSeq lists its product as uncharacterized. The record is from RefSeq and is a predicted model, not a curated record. NCBI's taxonomy places the organism in Eukaryota, Fungi, Ascomycota, Dothideomycetes, Venturiales, Sympoventuriaceae. The coding region runs from base 689 to 1684 and encodes 331 amino acids. The transcript has 4 exons.
GCUUUCUCGACUCCACCAACGCCUCCAGCCUGGAAACCUUUUUGUCAGCACGAGACGGCGCGGCACUUGUUCGUCGUCAGCCUACUGUUCGACCGAGAAUGACUCCACAUUCGUCAGUGGGUACUGGCAAUCGAUGCCGCGAAUCUUACAGCUCAAGCACUGCGGCCUCGCGGCGUCGCAGCGAUGCUUCCUUUUGCGACAGGAAACGCAGGCCCCGCCCGCCUUCAGCCGCCUAGCUUUCUUGGAGACGUCGUCGUUAGGCAUAUCUUAAAAUUGCCAGUUGCGCGACCCGCGGCUGGGGGCCGGACGUUCCUUUUAUUUACAUGCGGGGCUUUCUUCUCGACCCGACAAAAGGUCACCUUUGCUGGCCUUGCUCAAUGUGAGGUACUAAUUCGCCGCCCAACACAACCCCCCUAUCCUGCGAGUCGUCUUAGCAUGGGUGGCACAGUCCGCAGAGCACUUUGAGCAUACUGACCACCUUCCCGCAAGAAUUCCUUCACAGGUCUCCCAUCGAAUGAACGGUACUUGUCUUGAACGCACGUUGACCACCCUGGUUCUCCUUAAUCCGACCAACUGGAACCGCGACAACAAUCGGGCGGACUAAUUGCGCCGUUAUCCUCCGGACUUUGAGGUCACCAAGCGUGAUCCAGAAGGUCUCAGCCAUCCGGCUGGACGUGCCACUGUCAGCAUGGUUCUGAGACUGUCAUUCGCCUGCUGGGACUACGAUCGGAUGAAGGCUUUGGAGGACGGUAGGGUGCGACCACAGGGUAUUGAGCUCACUUUUCUCAAUUAUCGUGUCGAGGAGACCUUCUUUCGACAGCUGCGAUUCCAAGAAUUCGACGUUUGCGAGCUCAGUCUUUCCUCUUACGUUCUUACGCUUAAUCAAGAAAAUCCCCCCUUCAUUGGCAUUCCGGUUUUUCCAUCUCGCUUCUUUAGACACCAGUCUAUGUACAUCAACAAAAAUUCUGGCAUCAAGUCGCCCUCAGAUUUGCGGGGAAAGCGUAUCGGCAUCCCAGAAUAUCAGUUGACUGCAACUGUGUGGCAGCGUGGUGUUAUGGAAGAUGACUUCGGUGUUUCUGCCACCGAAGUAGAGUUCUUCGCAGGUGCCCUUGAGCCCUCGGCACACGUGAGAAAAAGCAAAGUCGCCCACUCUCUGCCCCCUGGAAUCACGGUCCAUGAGCUGCAGCAAGGCCAAAACUUGUCGGACAUGCUCGAGAAGGGUGAGCUCGAUGCCAUCUUCAGCGCAUCAAAGCCUCCCUGCGUAGAUCGCUGUGACCACUGCGACAACCUGUUUCCCAACUUCAAGGAGGUUGAGGCGGAGUAUUAUCAGAGAACGAAGAUCUUCCCGAUCAUGCAUGUGGUCGUAAUCAAGCGAACCGUCUACGAGAAAAACCCAUGGAUUGCCAGGGAGUUGCAAAAGGCGUUCGCCGUGUCUCAGAAGUACGCGUACGAGGCCCUGAUGGAGCGAGCAGCAUUGCGCUACAUGCUCCCUUUUUUGGAAGACCAUGUCAGAGAGACCAAGGCCCUCAUGGGCGAAGACAUGUGGUGGAAAGACGGAUUCUGGGAGAACAAGCACGUGUUGGACAAGUUCUUGGAGUAUCAUCACAAACAGGGACUAUCCAAACGCCUCAUGCGGGCUGAAGAACUUUUCGCGCCGAACACCCUAGAGAGUUUUGUGAUAUAAUGCAGUUUCAUGAAGGGCCUGAAUAUCGUGCAAGACUGCUCCUAUGAUCUGGCGGUCAACAACUGAUGACGAAAAAUGAAGCGAGAAAAAAAAAAGCAAAGAUCCUGGCUCUCCAAUUUUCUGCUUCUAUCCUGCACAAUCCAAUCUGCGAUCGAACCCGCAUAAACACAAAAUCAGAUCUAGGUACUAAUUUCCUCGUUGCUAUCGUAGAUUAUUUUCUGUUAUGGCUGAUUUUGCGCCGAAAUGAAGAAAUUGUAUUAACCCCUGGUUCUGCG